Molecule: messenger RNA, 1551 nt
Organism: Purpureocillium lilacinum
Lineage: Eukaryota; Fungi; Ascomycota; Sordariomycetes; Hypocreales; Ophiocordycipitaceae
Biological process (GO): amino acid transmembrane transport
Molecular function (GO): L-amino acid transmembrane transporter activity
Source: RefSeq, a predicted model, not a curated record
AUGUCUGUCGAAAAGAAGGCCUCCAAUACCGGCUCCGGCCGCGACCUCGAGUUCGCCGGCACCACCAUGACCACGUCGACGCGCCUGGCCGCCAUGUUCGGCGGCAAGGGCGUCACCGUCGGCCCGCGAAUUGCACCCGUACCCGACUGGCUCAAGGUCGAUGUGUCCUCGGACGGCGACGAGCACACGAGCGAGGCCAUCCUCAAUCGCCAGCUCGCCUCCGAGGAGGACGCCUCCAUCCAGUACCGCACAUGCAGCUGGCAGAAGACGGCUGCCCUGCUCUUCAGCGAGUACAUCUGCCUCGCCAUCAUGAGCUUUCCCUGGUCCUACUCCUUCCUCGGCCUCGUGCCCGGCCUCAUCCUCACCAUUGUUGUUGCCGCCGUUGUUCUCUACACGAGUCUCAUCAUGUGGGAGUUUUGCCUCCGUCACCCCGAGGUCCGCGACGUCUGCGAUCUCGGCCAGAUGCUUUUCUGGGGCAAGGAAUGGGCCUGGUGGGGGACUGCCCUCAUGUUCGUCUUGAACAACACCUUCAUCCAGGGACUCCACGUGCUGGUCGGCGCCGAGUACAUCAACACCAUGACCGAGGCCGACAAGAUCGGUGGAUGCCGCACCGUCGAGUUCUCUGUUGCCAUUACCGUCAUCUGCUGGCUCGCCUCCCUGCCGCGAACCUUUAGCAUGAUGUCCAAGCUUGGCACUGCCUCGGCCUUGUUCACCUUCAUCUCUGUCUUGCUGGCCACAAUCUUUGCCGGCGUUCAGGGCAAGCCGGCUGGCUACGCCCCUCUGACCAAGGGCGAGCCUAUUGUGACUGCCAUUCCCGUCCACAGCACGACCUUUGUGCAAGGCAUGGCGGCUUUCCUCAACAUUAGCUACACCUUCAUCGGCCAAAUCACCCUCCCGAGCUUCAUCGCUGAGAUGCGCGAUCCUCGGGAAUUCCCCAAGUCGCUGUGGGCAUGCACCAUCGCUGAGAUCAUCGUCUUUUGCGUCGUCGGCGGCGUCAUUUACGCCUACACUGGCAACCAAUACGUGACGGCACCUGCGUUCGGUUCGUUGCACGACCUGUACAAGAAGGUGUCCUUCUCCUUUAUGAUCCCGACAAUUAUCUUCCUUGGUUGCCUGUAUGCCUCGGUCACGGCACGCUUCGUCUUUUUCCGAUGGUUCAAGGGCUCCCGUCAUAUGAACGACCACACUGUUGUGGGCUGGGGUGCCUGGGCCGGCAUCCUGUUGGUGACGUGGAUUCUCGCCUUCAUCAUCUCGCAGGUCAUCCCGUUCUUCUCUUCACUCCUCUCUGUCAUGUCUUCACUGUUUGACAGCUGGUUCGGCUUCAUCUUUUGGGGUGUUGCCUAUUUCCGCAUGCGCGGCGCCGACCGAAAGGUCGGGCGGUAUCGAAGCCCCGCCUUCGACUGGCUGUCCAUGGCGCUCAACGUCGUCAUCAUCCUCACUGGAGUCUUCUUCCUCACGGUGGGCACGUAUGCCAGUGUGCAGGGCAUCAUCGACUCGUUCGCGGCAGGCGAGGUUGGCGGCGUUUUUUCUUGCAAGAGCAAUGGCCUGUAA